AGUCUGGCGCCAAAUUUAGUGUUGACAGCUGUGUUCCAGUUGUUUUCCUCUGUUUUUGUUUGUUUGUCUGUGUAUGUCGUAGGUAGCUGGGCAAUGGACACUCAGUCGUACAUGCCUGUUCCUCCGGGGGUGGGAAUGGAGGAGAAUUACUUUUCGCUGGAUGAUAUUUUGCUGUCCCAGGAGCGGCUGCCCUGCAAGACGGACACUGAGUUUCCAGGUCUGGGCUUUCUGGAGAAGAACGCAGACAGCCGCCACAUACCGGAGGGCACUAAGAUGGAGAUGCCGCUGUGGUUGGCUAAGGGUCUGUACGAGAGGAAGCGGCGUGUGAUCUCUGUGGAGCUGCCUAAAGUGUACCGCGAGGGCUGGAGGACGGUGUUCGGGGCCGACGCCAACGUGGUGGACCUUCACAAAAUGGGCCCUUAUUAUUACGGCCUGGGCUCUCAGAUGCUUCACUUCGACAGCCCGGAAAACCUGGAGAUCGCUCAGACGGUUCUACAGACCUUUAUCGGACGUUUCCGCCGUACCAUGGACUCGUCCCAGAACGCGUACAACGAGGACACGUCGGCGCUGGUGGAGCGGCUGGACUGCCUGGAGAGGGCGCUGUUCAAGGCCGGCCAGAGCGGCCUUAACGCCUUCCAGCUGUGGGAGAAGGGCAGAGCGGCCCAGCUGACCGCAUCCAGCCUGGUCACCAACUAUCGCAAGAGGAAGAUCACUGACCUGCAGGCCUGACGACACGAUCACAGAGACGCAAUAGAGAGAGUGAAGUGGUGUGAGAGCGCGUGUGAGUGAGAGGGUUAAUGAGUGUUAGUGUGUGUAUUAUGGAUCAUUUUGUCUUUGAUGUAUGUAUAAAUUCUUAGGACUAUUUUUAAAUAAAAAUAAAACUUUUGUACUGUUUUGUAUGGACGGGUGGAUGAGCCGCUACAAUAUUAUA
Colossoma macropomum (tambaqui) is the source of this 931-nucleotide messenger RNA. RefSeq names its product GINS complex subunit 3 (gene gins3). Lineage: Eukaryota; Metazoa; Chordata; Actinopteri; Characiformes; Serrasalmidae. Gene Ontology annotation, biological process: mitotic DNA replication initiation. Gene Ontology annotation, cellular component: GINS complex. The coding region runs from base 94 to 729 and encodes 211 amino acids. The transcript is spliced from 3 exons. The record is from RefSeq and is a predicted model, not a curated record.